Molecule: messenger RNA, 1086 nt
Organism: Aspergillus nomiae NRRL 13137
Lineage: Eukaryota; Fungi; Ascomycota; Eurotiomycetes; Eurotiales; Aspergillaceae
Product: MFS quinate transporter
Exons: 2
Coding region: 1-1086 (361 amino acids)
Biological process (GO): transmembrane transport; carbohydrate transport
Cellular component (GO): membrane
Molecular function (GO): carbohydrate:proton symporter activity
Source: RefSeq, a predicted model, not a curated record
AUGGCUCGUUCUACUACCUCACUUGCUAAGUAUAUUCAUGCUAUCCGUGACUCUCCACGGGAGAUAUACAACCAUAACCUCGCGAUUGUGGUUGUCUCAUUUGCCCUCUGUGGCUGUGCGAAAGGUUGGGAUGAAGGAUCGGCAUCUGCUAUUACACAGCUUAAGUCUUUCGAGCGCAUGUAUAAUCUAGACAACAAUACUAUUUCGAAUAUUGUCUCCUUCGUCAACCUUGGAGCGGGAGUCGGUGCUUUGCUCUCCUUCUUACUGAAUGACCGCAUUGGUCGCAGAUGGUCGAUGCGACUUUACCAGUUGGUAUACAUCGUUGGCUCCUUGACAGCCUGUUUUUCCUACGGCAAUGUCGGCGUUCUCUACGCUGGCCGCCUGAUUGCCGGCCUGGGAAUUGGGGCAUUGACCGUGGUAGGCCCAAUGACAAUUGCAGAGGUGGCUCCCAAGGCUACGAGAGGCCUCAUGACUCUGCUAUUCAAUGUCUGCAUGCUGUCUGGACAGGCGUUAGGUGUUUUCACGGUGUAUGGAUGCUCCAUACAUAUAUCACCGGCGAAGAAUCUCCAGUAUCAAGUCCCCUGGUUUACUCAGACCUUUGCUCCAUUAAUCAGUAUCAUCCUCUCCUUCUUUGCCGUUGAGUCCCCGCGUUGGAUCAUUCUGAGCAAUAAACGACAAAGCGCCCUUACUACCCUACUACGUCUUCGAGGUCUACCAGCAAACCACCCGUACGUGGACACUGAAUACAGUGAAAUGGUACGCCAGGUAGAAGAAGAGGACACCUCCCUUGGGCCAACCAGCUCUCUGAAGGUAGUCAAGGAAACGUUCUUCAUACGCAGCAAUCUACGCCGCGUGCAGCUCUCCCUUGUGGCGUAUAUCCUUGCACAGAUGUCUGGGGCCAAUUCUGUGACUAACUAUUUGCCGACAAUUUUUGGUAUGGUAGGUAUCAAAGGGUCUGGAGUCAAGGUCUACAGCACGGGUCUCUAUGCAAUUACAAAGCUCAUAUUCUGCAUGGCUGCCUCGCUAUGCUUCGUUGAUGUGCUGGGUCGGCGCAAGUCCUCAUGGCCGGUAUUACCAUUCAGAUAA